AUGAGUCCGAGACAGGGCAACAAUGUUGGUGGCGCCACCUGGUGGCCGUUCUGCGCCAUCGAGGGGGCAGAUGAGGAGGAGAGUUACAGACCAUCUGGAAACCCAGAUGAGGAGGAGAGUUACAGACCAUCUGGAAACCCAGAUGAGGAGGAGAGUUACAGACCAUCUGGAAACCCAGAUGAGGAGGAGAAUGAGGAGGAGAGUUACAGACCAUCUGGAAACCCAGAUGAGGAGAGUUACAGACCAUCUGGAAACCCAGAUGAGGAGGAGAGUUACAGACCAUCUGGAAACCCAGAUCAGGAGGAGAGUUACAGACCAUCUGGAAACCCAGAUCAGGAGGAGAGUUACAGACCAUCUGGAAACCCAGAUGAGGAGGAGAGUUACAGACCAUCUAGAAACCCAGAUCAGGAGGAGAGUUACAGACCAUCUGGAAACCCAGAAGAGGAGGAGAGUUACAGACCAUCUGGAAACCCAGAUCAGGAGGAGAGUUACAGACCAUCUGGAAACCCAGAUGAGGAGGAGAGUUACAGACCAUCUGGAAACCCAGAUGAGGAGGAGAGUUACAGACCAUCUGGAAACCCAGAUAAGGAGGAGAGUUACAGACCAUCUGGAAACCCAGAUGAGGAGGAGAGUUACAGACCAUCUGGAAACCCAGAUGAGGAGGAGAGUUACAGACCAUCUGGAAACCCAGAUCAGGAGGAGAGUUACAGACCAUCUAGAAACCCAGAUCAGGAGGAGAGUUACAGACCAUCUGGAAACCCAGAUGAGGAGGAGAGUUACAGACCAUCUGGAAACCCAGAUCAGGAGGAGAGUUACAGACCAUCUGGAAACCCAGAUCAGGAGGAGAGUUACAGACCAUCUAGAAACCCAGAUCAGGAGGAGAGUUACAGACCAUCUAGAAACCCAGAUCAGGAGGAGAGUUACAGACCAUCUGGAAACCCAGAUCAGGAGGAGAGUUACAGACCAUCUAGAAACCCAGAUCAGGAGGAGAGUUACAGACCAUCUGGAAACCCAGAUCAGGAGGAGAGUUACAGACCAUCUGGAAACCCAGAUCAGGAGGAGAGUUACAGUUACAGACCAUCUGGAAACCCAGAUCAGGAGGAGAGUUACAGACCAUCUGGAAACCCAGAUCAGGAGGAGGAGUUACAGACCAUCUGGAAACCCAGAUCAGGAGGAGGAGAGUUACAGACCAUCUGGAAACCCAGAUCAGGAGGAGAGUUACAGACCAUCUGGAAACCCAGAUCAGGAGGAGAGUUACAGACCAUCUGGAAACCCAGAUGA
Messenger RNA from Oncorhynchus keta (chum salmon), 1281 nucleotides. RefSeq names its product circumsporozoite protein-like. The record is from RefSeq and is a predicted model, not a curated record. The coding region runs from base 1 to 1281 and encodes 426 amino acids. The transcript has 3 exons. NCBI's taxonomy places the organism in Eukaryota, Metazoa, Chordata, Actinopteri, Salmoniformes, Salmonidae.